This is a messenger RNA of Erythranthe guttata (spotted monkey flower), 1351 nucleotides long. Its product is annotated as protein TRANSPARENT TESTA 1. Gene Ontology annotation, cellular component: nucleus. Gene Ontology annotation, molecular function: DNA-binding transcription factor activity. Lineage: Eukaryota; Viridiplantae; Streptophyta; Magnoliopsida; Lamiales; Phrymaceae. The record is from RefSeq and is a predicted model, not a curated record. Gene Ontology annotation, biological process: anatomical structure development; regulation of gene expression.
CUAAAACACACAAGUUUCUUUCUCUCUCCUCUGUAUAUAUAGCCAACUAUAUACUGUCAGCCAAGUACACUAAUAAAUUAACCAAACACAGCAAUACAUACAUCAAGCUAGCUAAUAAUCAUGAGGGAAGAGCCUCACCACCACUGUAGUAAUCUCUCCCCUACAGGAUUCUUCAAUUUCAUCCCCCUUACCAAUUUACAUAACUACCCUUCUCCCUCUUCUCCUUCUUCUUCUUCUUCUCCUUCAACAACAACAAACCCUACAAUAAAGGAAGCCCUCCCCCUUCUCAACACCCUAAAUUAUUCAUGCAAUAAUAUUAUUAAUAAUAAUAAUAAUAAUAAUGAGUACUGCACCUUCAAGUGUGAGAAAAGCCACACAGAUGCAGCAGUAGCACUACAAAUAGGGCUACCUGAAGUUAGCCCUAGCAGCACCUCUGGUAAUCUGGUAAUUGAUUCAUCAAUGGGUGUGGAGAAAGGAGAAAGUGGAGUGGAGAUAGUGCUUUCUGGGAUGCCUUUGAACCGGUUGAGUAAUAUGGGUCAAUACUGGAUACCUUCGCCUACACAAAUACUCAUCGGACCAACCCAAUUUUCUUGCCACAUUUGUUCCAAGACUUUUAACCGAUACAACAAUCUCCAGAUGCAUAUGUGGGGCCACGGAUCGCAAUACCGAAAAGGGCCGGAAUCGCUAAGAGGAACGCAGCCGACGGCAAUGCUGAGGCUUCCGUGCUACUGCUGCGCACCGUCAUGCAAGCACAAUAUAGACCACCCGAGGGCGAAGCCGCUCAAGGAUUUCCGAACCCUACAAACGCACUACAAGAGGAAGCACGGCGCGAAACCGUUUGCAUGCAGGAAGUGCGGCAAACCCUUCGCCGUGAAGGGAGAUUGGAGGACUCACGAGAAGAACUGCGGUAAGAUAUGGUACUGCGUUUGCGGUUCCGAUUUCAAGCACAAGCGGUCGCUUAAGGACCACAUUAAGGCCUUUGGACACGGCCACGGUGCUAAUUGUAGUAAUAAUUUUGAGUUGCAUUCCGAUCGGUUUGAGGAGGAUGACGAGGAGGAGGAGUACACGUCGGAGAUUGAUCAGCAUGGCGGCGGCGGUGGUGGCGGCGGCGGCGGCGGUGGUGGUGGUGGAGAGUCUCCAAUGUGAAUUAUCUAUAUAUAUGCAUGGAGAAUUUGAGGGUUUAUGAUGUAAUUGGUUUUUGUGUUUCACAUUGGUAUGGGAAAGAUGAGUUUGCACUUUUUUUCUCUAAAGAUUUGUUUCUUUUUCAUCUAAUUUAAUUACCUACACUUAGUUUUUUUUUUUAUAUGUAAAUAUGACUUGUUUGUGUUGGUGUAAUAUAUGAGGGUUUUGA